Molecule: messenger RNA, 1199 nt
Organism: Pteropus alecto (black flying fox)
Lineage: Eukaryota; Metazoa; Chordata; Mammalia; Chiroptera; Pteropodidae
Gene: PPIC
Product: peptidylprolyl isomerase C
Exons: 5
Coding region: 75-713 (212 amino acids)
Biological process (GO): protein folding; protein peptidyl-prolyl isomerization
Cellular component (GO): intracellular membrane-bounded organelle
Molecular function (GO): peptidyl-prolyl cis-trans isomerase activity
Source: RefSeq, a predicted model, not a curated record
GCAGGCGCGGCGUGCGGGCAGUCCCGCCACGGCCCCGAAGCGCUGCCGCCGCCGCCGCUCUGCCGCCGCUCGCCAUGGGUCCGCGGCCCCGACUGCUGCUGCCUCUCGUGCUUUGCGUGGGGCUCGGCGCGCUCGUGCCUUCUGCGAGGGCCUCGGGCGUCCGAAAGCGAGGCCCCUCGGUGACAGCCAAGGUUUUCUUUGAUGUGAAGAUUGGAGACAAAGAUGUUGGCAGAAUUGUGAUUGGCCUCUUUGGAAAAGUUGUGCCCAAGACUGUGGAAAAUUUUAUCGCUCUGGCAACAGGAGAGAAAGGAUAUGGAUAUAAAGGAAGCAAAUUUCAUCGCGUCAUCAAAGAUUUCAUGAUUCAAGGAGGAGACUUCACCAAUGGAGAUGGCACUGGCGGUAGAAGCAUUUAUGGUGAGACAUUUCCAGAUGAGAACUUCAAACUGAAGCAUUAUGGCAUUGGGUGGGUCAGCAUGGCCAAUGCUGGGCCUGACACCAAUGGCUCCCAGUUCUUCAUCACCUUGACCAGGCCCUCCUGGUUAGAUGGCAAACAUGUGGUAUUUGGAAAAGUCCUCGAUGGAAUGACAGUGGUCCACUCUAUAGAACUUCAGGCAACUGAUGGGAAUGACCGUCCACUCACUGACUGCUCCAUUAUCAACAGUGGCAAGAUAGACGUGAAAACACCCUUCGUGGUUGAGGUCGCUGACUGGUGAUGCAACUGGCAGAACACAAGGAACAUACUCUGUCGGGGUGUGUGUGUGUCUCUUUUGAUUCUUCAAAGUUAUUGUUCUGCUUUGUAUUUUUACUUUCUUCUGUUUCCCACCCCAUAUCACAGGAAAGUUAUAAAAAUCAAUCUGAGUUUACUUGGCAUAAACUCCAGUAAAUCACUUGUUUAGGGACUCUGCACUUAAAAGAUAUAUCCCCUUCCUUCGAUGGUGCUAUUUUUAAACUAGAAAACUUUGUACUACCUAUUUUCUUUCGAAGAACACAAUCAUUAUUUUGCUGAAUUAAUUGUGAUUCCCCAAGUUAAUGAUGCUGAAGAUUUGUCAGAAAAAGAUGGGGACAUGAAGUUUAUUAUUUUGUAUUUAAACAGAAAUUAUUUUCAGGUAAAGGGAUAUUUGAUUAGUACUAUCUGUGUCAUAUGGAGCUUUACCUGAUGAAAGGUGCUUUGGUGUUCACUAUAUUAAAUACUUUUUACA